UUAGUUGAGAUGACAGUGACCAUAAAGAUACUGGUGCCAAUCUUGAUCUGCAUUGUUGCUAAUGCAGAAGUGCAUAACCACGAAUGUAUUCCAACUAGCUUCCACGGUCUUUGUAUUUUGGAGUACGUCUUCUAUCAUCCAAAUAACAACGGUACCCACAUUUUUCCUAAGGGCCACCCGCUCAUCCGGAUCAGCAACAAAAACACAUGGGCGAACGGAGUGCACUCAGUUAUCGAGAACUUCGAUGCAGACCUGCACAACCAGCUCGGACAGCCGGAGGCUGUCGAAAUCAUAAACGUCUACAUGACGUCCUUGGAAAUACCACUUUCCCUACACCAUGCCAACUUCGAGGACAAUAGCAUUGAAUGGUUCACGAUCGAGGUCGACGCUGGAAGAGAACCUUCCAUUAGCCUACUGGAUCUAUCCGGCAACUCAAUUUUCAACCUAACCAAUAUCAGCAGACUUAUAAAUUUGGAAUCUCUCUAUCUGGCAAGUAAUCGUAUUCAAACGAUUGAUAAGCGAGUUUUUGCACCAUUAAUCAAGCUAAAGUAUCUCAGUCUGAACCAAAACAAACUAGUGCAGCUCUCGCUGAGCACGAUUCCGCCUAGUUUAACCUCCCUGUGGCUGUACUACAAUGAGAUAAGAGUGAUCAGUUUUGACAGCUCAAAAAGCUUCCCUUCGCUGAAGGCAUUCAACGUAGAAAAAAAUAACUUGGAAUCAUUAAAUAUUUCCGCGUUGAUUCAGGCAAUGCCACGAUUGCAGAUUGUCCGCUUCGGUAACAAUAAGCUGGACCGUAGCAGCGUGCUGGCAAUGGUCGACAUUCUACGGCGACACAACAUUAGCUAUAGCUUCGCCAACGAAGGUGACACUGUAGUUGAUCACUGCUACUACGGCCACGUAGAAGGUGUUUGCUUGCAGGAGCAAAUGAUGGAAAGGGGUUGGCCCAAGGCGGCCAUACUCAGUCUACUGACCGCUGGCACUGCCAGCGUUUUCGUUUGGAUCGUGUGGCGAGUGUUCGUCGCGAUGAAUAAGUGAUAAAGUAAUGUUUGUUAAGUUUGAGAGAACAAAAUUAAAUAUACUCAAAUUGUUUUUUUUUUUCUUCUGGUAGAUAAACCAAUCUGCUUGAACGUGUAUUUAUUAUAAUACUAUUAUACAAGUGCUUGAUAAGCUAUUCAGGGCUGGAAAUUGGUCAUUUUUUAGUGACUUGGUCACUUUUUUCAAGCUAGUCUCUUAAAAGUCACUUUUUUGAUCAAAAAGCCACCAAAGUCACUUUUUUCCAUCAAAAAGUCACUAAAGUCACUAUUUUCAUAGGGGCCUGUGCUGUAAGUCACGUCGUGUGUCACUUUGCUCGAAUAGUCCACUUUCCCUAUUUUGUAAGUCACACGCGACACAAUUUUUGUCGAGAACACUCGACCGAGUCGAUCGCUACAAAGCUAGUGACACCUGAGUUUGCUUUGUUUAAGUUAUUUAUCGCGCCGUUAUGCUGUCCGUUUUCCCUGUACUCGACAGUGACUGGGACGUUGCUGGACGUGACUUACAGAACAGGGCGCAUAAUCUUAUUUUUCACUACUGCUAAAUGAAACUGCUAGAAAUUUUCGGAUUUGAAAAUUUGAAUAAUGGGUUGUUAUUUCCGCGGGAUGUUAUCUGUAUACUCUAAGCAUUUUAAGCUUUAAGAUGGAUAUGUAAGC
Molecule: messenger RNA, 1688 nt
Organism: Sabethes cyaneus
Lineage: Eukaryota; Metazoa; Arthropoda; Insecta; Diptera; Culicidae
Exons: 2
Coding region: 10-1035 (341 amino acids)
Molecular function (GO): protein binding
Source: RefSeq, a predicted model, not a curated record